Molecule: messenger RNA, 3120 nt
Organism: Misgurnus anguillicaudatus (oriental weatherfish)
Lineage: Eukaryota; Metazoa; Chordata; Actinopteri; Cypriniformes; Cobitidae
Gene: agpat2
Product: 1-acylglycerol-3-phosphate O-acyltransferase 2 (lysophosphatidic acid acyltransferase, beta)
Biological process (GO): phosphatidic acid biosynthetic process
Cellular component (GO): membrane; endoplasmic reticulum
Molecular function (GO): 1-acylglycerol-3-phosphate O-acyltransferase activity
Source: RefSeq, a predicted model, not a curated record
UACCACACACAGUCACACACGGCAGGCAGCCAAAGGUUACGCCGUGACCACCACGCGUGCAGCGGUGGAUCCAUAGAUAAUCCGUGCCUGUCUCUGUUUUUUUAUUAUAGCUCGCAUGAUAUCGCGUAAACGAAUAGCAGGAGGAUCGCUGAGUGGGUCAGGUGUGCGAUUUGGACUCGGUAUCUGAUGUAGGCUGGGUUUUGAGUCUCACCCCUCCGCUCCACCGCUGGCCUUGUAUCACUCGUUACUCGACGCCCGAGGCGCUGGUCGCGGGUAUGGACGCCCUGUGGAUGCUGUCGGUGCUGCUGGUUCUCUCGGUUCUGCUCUUGACCAGCAGCACAUUCGUCUUCUAUUUCAAAAAGUUUUUUUACGUGGCGUACAUGAUGGCUUUGGCCGUUAUAGCCAUACCGAUCUGCAUUCUGAAAUGCGGCGGGAGGGACAUUGAAAAUAUGAGGGUUAUCCGCUUCAUGGUUCGACAUGUGAAGUAUUUCCUGGGUCUGCGUUUUGAAAUCAGUGGUUUGCAGCAUCUACAGACGGAUGGGCCUUAUGUCAUCAUCUCCAACCACCAAUCAUCGCUUGACGUGCUAGGCAUGAUGGAGGUUCUGCCAGACCGCUGUACCACGAUCGCUAAGAAGGAGCUGAUGUGGGCGGGGACAGUGGGCAUGAUCUGUUGGCUGGGAGGAAUCGUCUUCAUUAACCGCAAAAAGACCAGCGACGCCAAGAACGUCAUGUGUGAUGCCGCUAACAAAGUCCUGGCUGACAAGAUCCGCUUGUGGGUGUUUCCCGAAGGCACACGCAAUCAGAAGGGCGACCUGUUGCCCUUUAAAAAGGGAGCGUUUCAUCUGGCGAUACAGGCACAGGUUCCCAUCAUACCCAUUGUGUUCUCCUCCUACAACAACUUCUACAAACGAAAAGAGAGAGAGUUUAAUUCAGGAACCAUCACUCUGAAGAUCCUACCGAAGAUUGAGACGAAAGGAUUGACGGCAGAUGACGUGACAUCACUCGCCGACCAAUCGUACGGCAUCAUGCGUUCAGCUUUUUUGGAGAUCUCCGGUAAAACCCCUCAGAGCAACGGGCCGUCCAGUCACUGAGCGCAAGCUCCUUCAUUCGGCCUGAAUACAAAGAAGGCUACGUCAUCAUGGUGGCGACGGUAACCAUGACAACCAGGCGCUUUGGUAUCUACGGCGUCCUCAUGAAGCAGGAAUACAUGUGCAUACACAGACAAAUUACAUACGUACACAUUCACGUGAAUACACAGCAGAUUUUAUCUUAGCCUAGAUUUGAUCUCCCAUCGGACAACAGGGGGCGCUGAGAUGUGGAAAGUGUUUUUUGGGCAAACCUUUAACCUUGCCUGGCAUGACGCGUGUCUCUGGGCGCUGUUGGGAUUGAUCUGCUAUCGUUGGCGACAGGUCGAGUUUGGAGUGACACCCUGAGAACAUCGUGGAUGUGUGUUUGAUCUGCAUGCUUUCUCUGUUUCUCUGUCCUUCUUUCACAGAUCUACAGCGACCGGCUCUGUUCGUUAUAUUCUUGUAUUUUGGGAAAUCGGUGACAAACGCCUGUUUUCUUUAGUCCGCCUUUAACAGCCCAGCUCAUAGGAGUGUUUCAGUUAAUUUAGUUGAUUUAAAGGAAAGUUAUUGACCAAAUCUGAAUUCAAAACCUUUAUCGUGUGUGUUCACUUAAACAAAGGAAAUCCCACAUUGCUCGCUUUUGUCAAAUAUUACGUUUGUUCGUCCUCAAAAGUGUCGAAAGGUUUAUGAUGAACAAGUGCAGCUUCUUCCUGUGCCAUGUGUCCAAAGUGUCUCAGCUAUCAUCGGCUGUGCAGUAUCUGACUGUUGUUUAAACACUAGUGAUUGUUUAAAUAGAAAUACGUUCAAGUUGCUUUGUUUAUUCAGUAUAUGUCUGUUUUGUUUGCGUUAAAGCUACGACAUGUUUUUUAUUCUUAAAUGCUUAUUUAACCACACCUAAAUUGUUCACAAGGGAACCAUUAUUAUAAUGAGUGAUCUACUAAGUAUUAUCUAACAUGUUAUCUAGAGUAGCGUUUAUUUUUUAAAACUUACAAUCUAAAAAAAUGCGCUGUAUAAAAUAUGCAAAAGCAUUUUUGUUUAAACAACGAUAUUUUCGCCUUAAAAAUCGAAUUUUCGGAUCAAACAACUACUAAAAAUGAAUAAGAUAUAAUGCAAAUUGCGAGCUCUUUAAAAUGUUUUGUCGUGGUGGUGUCACUUAUACCAUCUCCAAAAAUGACCCACAAUUCCAGAUAAAGCUUCUGUCUCUAGACCGCAUGAGCCUUGUGCUUAUACCUGGUCUUAGAUCAGUACUGUACCGUACCGAAAUAUACUUGCGUUUAAUCUAAUAAACCCAUUUACUAAAGUUUCAGCUCUUAGAGAGCAUAACCGAAUGUAGGAAAUACUUUUAUAUAUUGUACCUACUGAAAAUUAGAUUAUUUAAAAAUAUUCAUGAUUUAAUGAUUAUUUAACACAUAUUUAUUAAGCCAAACUGUAUUAAUAAUACAUGGUUAUGCAUUGAUCAAAAUUUAUAACCACGUUCAGACAUUUAUAAUUGAGUUCCUAUGUUUGAUGUAAUUUGUAUUAUUUGAUAAGAAUGUAUAUCAUCCAUAAUUCAAUAUGUACGACUUAAUAUUCGAGGGCUGAAUUGUACAUAUACAGUAUGUAAUAAUUUGCUCCUCGAGCUAAAAACAUCACAACUAGAUUUGAAUAAUGUGUAUUGGGCUAUAAUUUUAUAAGCCUUUCUUUCUUAUUCUCAGUCUAACUUUUACCCUGCUGAACACGCCAACUGUAUAAGAAGAAAUGUACCUAAAAAUUGUGUAUGAAAAAUUUAGUUGUUGUAUGAUUUCCACCAAAGCUAUUAAGGAUAAAGAACAGAUGAAGCUUUUAAAUGUUCUGAUUUUAGUUUCUGAUACUGUCGGACGUUUUACGGGCAGGCAGCCUUAUGUGCUGAACGUGUUUGUGUGCCCACCUGACGCACAGCUGAGCCCAUUGUAAAUCUGUAAAGUCAUGAGAUGAUAGUUAUAUAUCAGAUGUUGAUGUGCUAGAAUCUGGAUACGAUCCGUGUAAUGAACAUCUUGGAAAAAGUAAAUAAAAUCGUCUGUUUUUCCUAUAGAAA